Messenger RNA from Merops nubicus (carmine bee-eater), 480 nucleotides. RefSeq names its product family with sequence similarity 219, member B (gene FAM219B). The record is from RefSeq and is a predicted model, not a curated record. The annotation marks the transcript as partial. The transcript has 5 exons. NCBI's taxonomy places the organism in Eukaryota, Metazoa, Chordata, Aves, Coraciiformes, Meropidae.
CUGAUUUGGGCUGAAAACAAGAGGCUGAACAAGGGGAUGGAUGCAGUGGAGAAGAGGGGACCGUACAUCAUGAGCAAGCCUCCCUCCAUUCACACCAAGCUCCAGAGGCAGCGGGAGCUGGCAAAGGCAGCGCUGCGAAGGCAGGGGCUGCUGGGGGGACCCGCCCUGCACCACCCGAAGCCGGCGGCUAAAAGGUCGGUGAAGUUUAAUAAGGGCUACACAGCGCUUAGCCAGACAGUGGAUGACAACCUGGUCUCCCUCGAUUCGGACAGUGACGGGGAGCUGGGAUCCAGAUGUUCCUCAGGCUACUCCUCUGCUGAGCAGGUGAACCAGGACCUGAGCCGGCAGCUACUGCAGGAUGGGUACCACCUCGAUGAGGUCCCUGACGAUGAAGAUUUGGAUCUUAUCCCGCCAAAACCUGUCACCUCCUCUUCUUGUCCUCGUUGUUUUGGGGAAAAUCUCUCCUGUGUGAUCCAGUAG